CAAACUUUCAUUUGCCUUCCUGCAUAUUUGAGCCUGGGCUCAACAAUAUGGCUGUGAGGCUUGGGGUUAACACUUCAUUUAGGCCACCUGAAGUCACAGGUCACUGGACUGCCCUCGGGUCUCUUCUGUUCUUGUUGCCCUUUUCUUAGUUCACAUACUCGUUCUCUUACCUCAGCUACUAUAGAAGCCGCCUCGCUAGUGUCCUGUGUCUGAAUGGGGCUGGCUCACUGUUGAGCAUGCUGGGACCUCAACCAUGUGGUGGCCAGGGGAGGGGUUAAACAGGAGGAGGACUGGGGACACUGACAUGGGGAGAGGCACCCAGUGAGGGCAUCCUGUUGCCCAAAGCACUGUGGCCAAAGGGUAUGGCAAGCUCACGUGGGCAGGCCACCAUUCUAAACAAGGAGGCACAGCGUGUCAAUGGGGGAGCCCCUGGGCAACAACUAGGCUUGGUGUCUUGGUGGGGUGGGGAUGGGCUCCUGGAAGGAAAAGGCCAUGGUGGCUGGAGCUUAGAGAAUGGUGGGAGGUUGGGCAUGGCAUCUUCAGCAUGUUAAGUAUUUUGGGACUUUAUCCUUAAUACCUUGGAAGCCAGUGAUCCCCGGGAGAGUAGUAAGAUCUGAUUUGUAUAUUUCAAAGAUCACUUGACUGCAGAGAAACUGAAGGCAAUGAGCCCAACUAGGAGACUGCUGCAGUGGUGGGGGUGAGAGCCUAGAGUGAUUUAGUCUAUAGCAGUGGCAGAGGAGAUGGAAAGAAAUUCAGGUAGACAGGUGGAAAGGGACUUUCCAGCAAGAGAAGAGGACCUGCAAGGCCAUGGAGGUGGGGGAGUGGCCCGAUCUUGGAAUAUGCAAUUUCUGUACAUGGUCAUUGCAAUUUUAUACCAACAUAUAAAAUUUGAUAAUCCUUUUUCAAUUGAUGUUAUAUAACUACUUCCUAUCAAUAUAUCACUAGUCUUCAUGUCAUUGUUUUUAAGAUUGACUACCUUAAUAGCUCUAUUAUUUUCCAGAAUUUGGGUAAUUAAUUGAUCCCUCUUUGGAGCUAUCUGUGUCAAAAACUAUUGUAAAUUACAUAGUUCCCUCAAUCUCACCUGCCUCCCCCCGCCACUAUAUUUUGUUUUGUUUUGUUUUGUUUUUUAAGAUUUUUUGAUGUGGACCAUUUUUAAAGUCUUUAUUGAAUCUGUUACAAUAUUGCUUCUGUUUAUCUUUUGUUUUUUUUGGUGCGAGGCAUGUGGGAUCUUAGCUCCUGGACCAGGGAUCAAACCUGUACCCCCUGCGCUGGAAGGUGAAGGCUUAACCGCUGGACCGCCAGGGAAGUUCCCAGGGUUAUUUCUUUAGGGAUGGAUUCCUAGGAGUCAGAUUACUGGGAAUCUAGGAAUUCUUUGUAAAGGUCUUGGGUUUUUUUUUUUUCUGUUUGUUUUGUUUUGUUUUUUUUGGCCACGCCAUUGCAGCAUGUGGGAUCUUCCCUGACCAGGGGUUGAACCCAUGCCCCCUGCACUGGAAGCUGUAAAGGUCUUGUUAUAUUGCCAAAUUGCUUUCCAAAAGGGUUGUUCUAAAUUAUAAUCUCACCAGCAAGGUAGGAGAGGACUACUUUCACGCUACCCUUGCUAGACUUGGGUAUGAUAAUAUUUUAAAAAUUGAUAUUUGAUAAGGUAAAAAUAACACUUUAAUUUUAAGUUAAUACUUUAAUUUUAAUUAGCCUUUUCCCCCAUUAAUAGUGAGCUUAAGCAUUUUAUUUCAUGUUCAUUUUCUAGAUGUAUUUCCUCAUUUGUUACUCAGUUCCUUUGCCCAUUUAUUACUGAGGGGGGGGGAGGUUUUUUUGGUUUAUCAGUUAUUUAUAUUUUAAAUAUAACCAUUUGCCAUAUUUAAAAAACUUUUCCAUUUAAAAAAAUUGACUUACAAACGUAAAAUUUUUGUAUAGCUAUAUCUUGACUUUUUAUGAUUUUUAUUGCUUCUAAGCUUAUAUACUCUUUUCAGAUAUAGAUUCUCUAUCAUUUUCUUCCAUUCUAGUUAUUACUUGGUUUUAUAUUUAACUCUGUAUUCCACUCUGCCUUUAAUUUGAGAGAGUAUGAAGGGAGAUAACUAAAUUGCUUAUUUUCAAAUUGCUAACCAGUUAUCCCAACACACUGAAUUCCUUCCCACUGUCAAGAUAUGAUGUCUUCCACAUCACAUAUUAAAAUCACUUAUACUUAAAUUAUCCAUUAUAUUUCAAUAAGUCUCCCUUUAAUGACAAUGUGAACUAUCAGAGUAGGUUUUAAUAGUUGGUAGAGCUAGGUCUCACUUAUUAUUCUUCUGUUUCAGAAUUUUUUUUGGUAUUCCUCCUCAACAUUUGAAAUAUUUUGUCAAGUUUCAGUGCAUAUUUAUUGCCUUUGGAUUCUUUUAAAUGAAAAAAAACUCUGGCUACAAGAGUAAUACAUUUUAUUUUAGAAAAUUUAAAAUAAGAAAAAAAUAUAAUUCCACCACCAUUUUUAAAAUCACUUAUGUAGUACUCAGUUAUAUACCAUGCACUGCUCUGAGUACUUACAAAUAUUAACUCUUUUUGUGCUAUACCAACUGUCUUAGGUAAGUAGAAUUUUUUUUUCAAGUAGAAAUAAACUAGUCUUACAGUAAAGGAAACUGAUAUUAUGCCUGUUUUACAAAUGAUGACACUUGCCCAAGGUGCACAGGUGGUGGAGAGAGCCAGGGUUUUGAUCAGAGCAGUGUGGUUCCACCGGCCUGUGGUGAACACUAUGAUGCUGCCAUUCCAUCAGACACAAUUAUUAUUCAUAUUUUGGUGUAUAUACUUCCAACCUUUUACAAAGUGGAGUGUCCCUCUACAUACAUAUGCAUGUGGAUCAAUGCAUUUAACCAGUUUCUCAUUUUGGAAUAAUUAGUUUGCUUCCCACUUUCCCCUGUAAUAAGACUGCUGAGAGGUAUGUUCUUGAGGCUAAAUCUUUUCACACACCCACAUCGUUUUAUUAUAAAUUCUAAAACUGGAAAUGCUGGGUCUAAUGUUCAAUAUAUUUUAAAGGCUUGAUAAAUAUUGUCAACUGUCCUUUGGGUAGGUGAUUCCAAUUUGCAGCUCUAUCUGUGAUAUAAGGACGUGCCCCACCUCACCCGCACUAAGUCAUUAAAAGAAAAUACAAAAACUUUACUAAUUUGGGGUCGCCGGUACCUUUUAAAAGGAAUUGCAUUAAAGAUCCCUUAAUUCCACCAUUCGCUAUCUACCGUGGAGAGAGAGCCCUUUUGCACGAGGAGGCACAUAUAUAAUUCACUACAGCAUUGUAUGUAAUACUAAAAAAUAAAAAUGAACCUAACUUUCCCCAACCGGGGAAUGGCUAAAUUAGCCUGCAUCUCCACACCGCGCAACGUUCUGCAGUGUUAAGGGGAAGGUAAGACUGCAUGUGUUAAGGCAGACGACGAUAAAGGGAGACUCCCGCUGCGCUUCACCUGGGAGCGCGGCUGCUGUUGGGCUUUCUGCUUCUUGAUCCGCUUUUCCGGUGUGCUCGGCUUUGCGCCAGGCCCGGGAUUCUGCGGCCCUAGCCUCGGUGUCUGCACCAGCCUUACCCCCGCAACCCGCCGCCAGUCCUGGAGCCUUCUCCAAGGCGUGCCGGGAAACCGGACUCUUGGUGGUCGGGCCCUUGGGCUCCGGGACAUGUUUCCGGGAGCUACUCUCAGCAGCGCACCAACCGGAAGCGUCCGUGUUGUGGCGGAAGGAGGUGCUCUCUGAAAGCAGCCGGUGGUGAAAGGAGCGUGGCGGGCAAAGAUGAUUCAGGCGAUUUUGGUUUUCAAUAACCACGGGAAGCCGCGGCUAGUCCGCUUCUACCAGCGUUUCCCAGAAGAAAUUCAACAGCAGAUUAUUCGAGAGACCUUCCAUCUAGUUCUCAAGCGGGAUGACAACAUCUGUAACUUCUUGGAGGGUGGAAGGCUCCGGACGCGCAGGCUCAGUGGCCAUGGCUCACGGGCCCAGCCGCUCCGCCGCAUGUGGGAUCUUCCCGGACUGGGGCAAGAACCCAUGUCCCCUGCAUCGGCAGGUGGACUCUCAACCACUGCGCCACCAGGGAAGACACCCAUACAUCCACUUUUGGGUGACCUUCAUCAUUAUUGCUUCUUCAGGCAGUACUCAAGUGUCAGUUUGAUUGGUGGCUCUGACUACAAACUGAUUUAUCGUCAUUACGCUACCCUCUAUUUUGUAUUUUGUGUGGAUUCAUCAGAGAGUGAACUUGGGAUCUUGGACCUCAUCCAGGUUUUUGUGGAGACUCUGGAUAAGUGUUUCGAAAAUGUUUGUGAAUUGGAUUUGAUCUUCCAUAUGGAUAAGAUCCUAUGCAGAUUUCAUUUUUAUAACUCAUCUUUAAAUAGGUGCACUACAUUCUUCAGGAGGUGGUGAUGGGUGGGAUGGUGUUGGAAACAAACAUGAAUGAAAUUGUGGCUCAGAUUGAAGCUCAGAACAGGCUGGAGAAAUCCGAG
This is a messenger RNA of Orcinus orca (killer whale), 4436 nucleotides long. RefSeq names its product adaptor related protein complex 3 subunit sigma 2 (gene AP3S2). The record is from RefSeq and is a predicted model, not a curated record. Gene Ontology annotation, biological process: Golgi to vacuole transport; intracellular protein transport. Lineage: Eukaryota; Metazoa; Chordata; Mammalia; Artiodactyla; Delphinidae. The coding region runs from base 3736 to 4356 and encodes 206 amino acids. Gene Ontology annotation, cellular component: membrane coat; AP-3 adaptor complex; intracellular membrane-bounded organelle. The transcript has 7 exons.